AUACCAGAAGACCAUAAAAACCAUGCAACAUUUUGCGACAAUGUAUUCAACAUUUACUUGUAUGCCUCGGAGCCCCUCGCCAUAUGUAGAAUAUUUAUCUAUUUUCUAAGGUGGUUAGCUAAUACCAUUAUGCUAGCUUGCAUGUGGAAAUCCCUACGUUCCAUUCCUCUCUUCCUAUUGACGUUCUUGAUCUCAUCCAUACCCCCAGCGUCAGCUUUGCCCGUCAAUACCACCAAUAUCCAGGAUGAGUGGCUAGAUGUCCACUCACUGGCUCUCAAAAUCAGUUGGUGUGCCUUUUUGCUCAUUGUAUUGUCAAUGUAUGCUAUUUAUACCUAUCUCUAUAUUGAUAAGUGGAGCUUCCUUGGUAUCGGGAUGGGUGUGCCAGCCUGGACGUACUCGCUCAUCAUUUCAGUAAGUGGUGUACCUCCGGGCCUUAUUAUUAGCGACGGCGCCGUGUGCACAAUCUUCACUUUCAUGUGGGCGCCUGAAGACUUCCGUAUGAGUAGAAUGGGCCAUAGCCACCAACAGAUUGCAAAGUCCUGCAUAGUCAUUAGCGCAAUGCUGAUUGACACCGUUAUCAGCUCUGUUCUAGCUUAUACGGACAACUUUUUACUCGGUCUGGAAACGCCUCUGCCACCAGGCCUUAUGAUGGCUAUACUUGCCAUACCUUCCGUGGCUCUAUCAGCCGUCCUCUGCAAGGCUGUUCGUGUGCUAGGAAUCAGUCUUGCGGAGCCUAGUAUGGAACACAUUAGACUCUUAAAAGUACCACCCACCAACCCGGAAGAAACUCAUGAGGAUUAAGCUACCGAUAGAUUCUUCACCCAGUCGUCCGGGGCUGGCCCCACACCUCAGGUUAGAUUACUGCGCA
This is a messenger RNA of Hypoxylon trugodes, 868 nucleotides long. RefSeq lists its product as uncharacterized. The transcript has 3 exons. Bases 130 to 801 code for a protein of 223 amino acids. Lineage: Eukaryota; Fungi; Ascomycota; Sordariomycetes; Xylariales; Hypoxylaceae. The record is from RefSeq and is a predicted model, not a curated record.